AUGCCGAUCCUCCCCCGCUCAAGCUACUACGACAAGAACUACAAGCAAUCCGCCGCCCUCAUCCGCGCACGGCAGCCCUUCCUCCUCAAGAACAUUGCCACCGGCGCCGCCAUCGUCACUUUCACAAUCUCAGUUUAUGCGUUCACGAUCAAGGCAGUUUCGCAGGACGAGUUUUCUGAUGUGAAAGUCCCGGACAAACCGACGGAGCCUGCGCGUGCUUAG
This is a messenger RNA of Mytilinidion resinicola, 222 nucleotides long. RefSeq lists its product as uncharacterized. The record is from RefSeq and is a predicted model, not a curated record. Bases 1 to 222 code for a protein of 73 amino acids. NCBI's taxonomy places the organism in Eukaryota, Fungi, Ascomycota, Dothideomycetes, Mytilinidiales, Mytilinidiaceae. Gene Ontology annotation, biological process: mitochondrial respiratory chain complex IV assembly. The transcript is spliced from 3 exons. Gene Ontology annotation, cellular component: mitochondrial inner membrane.